GCAGAUAGAACUUUGUGCCAGAUUGAGUUUAGUUAUAGGUUUUUAUAACGUUGACAAUGUCGCUGCUGCUCAUCCGGAGCGCUUCGUUGCGAUAUGUGCUUCGUUCAUCCGCCGUUCUUUUACUUGUAGGUCUCAUUCUAAUGAUGACGACUACCUUCCUGGAAUCAUUAUUCCAUUUCACACUUGAAAAGCAACGUUUCAGCAAAAAUGAGUCGUCAUUUGUGAAUUUUAACAACGAAACUGGUGCCGAGCACUUCAUCGUUCCGAACAUCAUCCACUUGAUCCGGUUCAGCAAACCGGAAUUCUCUUUUAUCGAUUACAUUUGCAUUCAGGCGGCUUUUCGCAACCACCGACCCGAGCAUUUCUACAUUCACACAGACGCAGCAGAGCGAACAUUCAGAGGCAAGUACUGGGAAUUAAUUGAAAACGAUCUCGAGCUAAGAUCGCGCAUCCGCAUCCUGCCACUGCAGCCGCCGUCCGAGAUCUUUGGCCAACAGAUUGAACCCGAUUUGAGAGUUUAUCACGGUGGCGACAUUGCACGCAUUAAAACUCUAAUGAAAUACGGCGGAAUUUAUUUAGAUAACGACGUCUACGUCAUCAAAAAUCUCGAUAAGUAUCGCAAAUUUGAAUUGGCCAUCAAUUGGGACGAAGGACAGUUUCUCGGGACUCAGGUGAUCGUCGCUAAUCGACAAUCUCGUUUUCUGCCCUUGUGGCUCGAUUCCUAUCACGAAUAUCAUCCGGAAUUGUGGUAUUACAAUGCAGGGGAGCGACCGACAACGAAAAUUUUGUUUCAUCACCCGGAAUUGAUUCAUCGAGUGAAAGUGCAAUUCGGAGCUGAUCUUGUUCUUUCUUUAAAUCUUUAUACCGAAAAAGAAUUCGAUUGGCGUUCACUGGAUACCAUUCAUCUCAUGAUCAAUCAUCGCAGUUAUCUGGAUCCUAAUUACAAUCAAACACCUUCCUUUGACGAAAAAAUAGUUCAAACGUAUCCUUAUCCCUUUGGAGAGAUGGCCCGAGAAAUGGUCUUGGCUUCUGGAAUGGAAACUUUAAUUGACUGAAAGAUUUAAUACACAUUCAAAAAUGAAGCAUCCAUUUUAUUUUCUUACGUACCAUCUGGAAUGAGCAACGAGUUGGCACCUUUUUUGACGCAUAUAGAUUACGUGUCUGUUUAUACGGUUUGGAACCCGAACCAGCAGCAGCAGAGCAGUGUUAUACGCAUGUUGUUAACCGAAUGUUUUCCAGCAACAGCAGCCUGCGGACAAGCUAUGUUUGAUUAUACGCACUUUGUAUUUUCAACCUACUUGCUGUACACUAUAUGUAAAGUUUCGUCGCUCUCUCGCUGAAUGCAUAAUUGUAUUUAUAUACUAGAAAUUCACCUAUACAAUGGCCUUUUAAUUU
Molecule: messenger RNA, 1395 nt
Organism: Daphnia pulex (common water flea)
Lineage: Eukaryota; Metazoa; Arthropoda; Branchiopoda; Diplostraca; Daphniidae
Exons: 5
Coding region: 57-1055 (332 amino acids)
Source: RefSeq, a predicted model, not a curated record